This is a messenger RNA of Dreissena polymorpha, 19054 nucleotides long. RefSeq lists its product as uncharacterized. Lineage: Eukaryota; Metazoa; Mollusca; Bivalvia; Myida; Dreissenidae. The transcript has 52 exons. The record is from RefSeq and is a predicted model, not a curated record. Bases 171 to 15530 code for a protein of 5119 amino acids. Gene Ontology annotation, molecular function: lipid carrier activity; calcium ion binding; protein binding. Gene Ontology annotation, biological process: lipid transport.
UUUAAAACUUAAUAUCGCUCAGACUGCACUGUUUGAGUUGACAGAACAUUUUGAUCGCAGCGCAGUGUAUUACACAAUUUGAUUUUGGCUUCAAUAAUUCUAAUGGUACCGUUCAUUACAUGUUAUGAAUUAAACUACGACAUGCUAUUGCAGAGCUUGAUCUAAGAACGAUGGGCUUUACCACAUUAACGAGAUGUCUACUUUUGACGUUCGGUAUGACGUCAUUUACGUCUCUGAUGACGUCAGGGGUAUAUUUCGAAGACGGUUACGAUCAUCACUAUACAUAUUCGUCUGAGUCUGACGUCCUGGGGAUGCAUAACGUCACAACAGUGAUCAAAUUCCGGAUCCGGUCCGUGAACGCGACUUCGGGAGGCGGUGUCCUGCAUCAGUUAAUAAUCGACAGCUUCGUCCAGCACUCCGAGCACGGAUAUGUGGCAGACAACCCGUUGAAGUGGGAUCUUAAUAACAGGUUUUACUUCACCAUUAGCCCUGAAGGUCUCGUGCAUUUCGUGCAUUUUCACCCGGAGGAAAUCCACGAGCUUAUCACGCUGAAAAAAGUAUUGGCGUCGACCUUGGCCACUCGGGUGCAGAUUGAAGACGGCCAAUUCUGGAUGUACGACUCUAUGGAGGAAGACCACACAGGUCACUUGGACCACACUUACGAAGCGAGCAGGACGAGCGAAGGGAUGAGGUUGUUGAGGUCACACCGGAGUCUGACCGACGUCCAUAGAAUGCACUACAAGACAACCCAUUUGGACGAUCGUCUGACUCCGCAGCUGGUCGAAGCCAUCGACAACAUCACGCUGCAGCACAGCCCGAACACGAUCAACUCACACACAGUUGAAGGUGCUGCGGUGAUCGAGGAAGAACAUUCCGGAGAGUUUCCGAAGGUGUCUUCAGUAUCACGAAGCAAACUGAAACUCAUGUUGAAGAGCAAGCACAGCGACCCUGCUCGAGACCACGCUCUGCACGAGAUGCAUCGGGAUUCCAUCAGUGUCAAACCGAAACCCUUGAAAAAGGUACCAUUGAUACAAGUUGAGGCGGAGAUUCAAAAGUAUAUUGCGUGCGUCCAUUCCUACACCAACAAAUACGAACGUAACCGAACUGAGUGCGUGCAUCAGCUGCGUGAAUUGAUUACGUCCCUUGAAAGAAAGGAUUUCCUAACUCUCGGCGAAGAAGCGUUAACACGUACGUGUGACGUCAACGACACGGUGUGUGUAGACGAGAGGAAUCUGUUUAUCGACCUGAUUGCACGUGAAGGCAGCGCCGAAGCCCAACUGCUGGUUCUGGAGCACGUGAUGUCACAGCCAAAUGUGACCGAGGAGGACCUAAGGAGAUGUCUUUUUCACGCAAUUGCUCUACAGAACCCGGUGACGGAACUGGUGAGCCUUGUGGAAAAAAUGUGUUUCGAAAACGGCCAUGAACCAGGCGAAACUCCUGCUCUGACGAAGACCCGGAAGCGAGCGUGUCUGUCCCUGGGGGCAAUGGCCAAGUCUCUACAUAACCGCAACACCACGGAGUCGGACAGGAUUGUUGAGAGGAUUGAGAACUGGCUCGACCAUCACAACGAAACCAAGUCCAGCGACAUAAUAAAACCCCGCCGUCGUCGGUCCAUCAUACAACACGAUACGCCAGCCCGGAAGCACAUCGAAACAAAGAUGGUUCUCCUACAAAGUCUUGGUAAUGCCGGGAAACAACGAUCAUUGCGCCAUAUCAUGUCGUAUAUGGAGCCGAAUGUGGGCGUCACAGCAUGGCGUCGUGCGGCAAUUAACGGACUUAGACACUUCUCUUGCAAUAUGAGCGCAGAUGCUUUGCUCACUAGCAUAAUACACGACCAUGACGAGGUAGUAAGGAAAACUGCCCACACUGUGUUCAAGAAUCACCCGAAAUCUGACGAUAGAAACUUCACUAUUGAACACGAGACAGAAGUGAUCAGCAAGAAUUACACCUAUCCGAUCGUGAGUCGUGUUCGGAGAAGCCUACUUCAGGCGCUUGAAGAAGGAAUUCAAGUGACGAUCCAGUCUCCUGGUAUUGACUGGCAGAAGACUAUCGGAACCAGUAACAUCGGGGCGAGCUUCGGUCUAAUCAUCCGAAAUAUCCUGGAUCUGAAAUUAGCUCUACUCAGCGGUUAUUUCAUGGUAGAUGUUCAUGACGAAGCGUAUGCAGAGGCCCAUGUCGGUAUGAUAAAUUUCAAGGUCGACAUCGUCAAGGCGUUAAUCUGCUUUAAGGGUCACAUCGAAUAUGAUUUGAAUGUCCUUAAGGACUUUGGAAUCAACAGUCUUUCAGAUCUGGUCAAAAUCUUUGAUAAAAUUAUGGACAAAAUUGUCAACCCAAUCAUAAAUGGGAUACAAGCAUUCAACAAAAUACUGACAAUGGUUAGGGAUGGUAAGACGCUGACAAAUGUUGUCAAUGAAAUCGUAGACAUCGUGAAAAAUCUCCCAACCCGACUUGGUGAGGUGGCUAACCGAAUGCGAGAUUUUGUCAAAGAACUUUUCAGCAUAAGCGCCAACACUGUUAUUGAAGAGAUCAAGAGCAUUGUCAAAGAAGUUAGCGACUUCAUCGACGGGAUAAAAAAAGAUGCUCUCAAAUUCUACAAUGACGUUGUUGAUGUUGUUACGAUGGCCUUGCCCUACACAGCUAAGAAGAUUAUGGAUGCCUUCAAGUCAAUUGUUGAGGCUGUUAGGAAAAUCUUCAAUAAUCCAAUGCAGGCAAUGACAUCCAUGUCAAGGGCGAUAAUAGACAUCAAAGUUGCUGUUACGAUGGCUAUAGAUGUGAAAAAUAAAGUGGUGGAGGCAUGUCUUUUCAUUAAAGGGCGCGUGGUUGAAUGGAUCAACGCUGCAAAGAAAAUACCAGCAAUUCUAGGAAGAAUUAAAGACGUAUUCAAGAAACUCACCGACUCGAUAAAAGAUGGUGUACAGGCCAUAAAGAAUGAGGCAAAGUCGGCUAUAAGUGACGGCAUUUCAGCUGUGAAAGACACGAUGCACGAUGUUGUAAAUAACCUAAAAGGUAAAUGGGACCACGUGUUUGAGCCGCUGCAACCUCUGAUCGAAUUUGUAACACCAUUUGUUGAAAUCUUCAAGUCUAUCAUGGAAGCAAUAAAAGGCGUCAAAUGGGGUUAUCAAGAAAUCAAAAAAGCCAUCGACACGAGUAGAUCAUUGGUGCAAAAAGUUUUUGGACCGAAAUUCGACCGCAACUUUCCCACCAAGCGCCGCGAUGCGUUUGGAGAAUGUCCCGCGGGCGUGUGGCCAUCCACAGCUAACGGGGCGUACGGAACAACGGGGGUGGAUAUCAUUCUUGGAGAGGGACAAACGGUCCACAUGCCUGUAAACGGAAUAUUAAAAAGUUACCCAAAUGACAAAAAAGUAGUUGUAAAACCUAGCGACCCAGAAUUUGCUCCUUUUGAAAUAGUUGUUGAAAACAUUGCCGCAGAUCAAACUUUACACGACAAGACCGUUAAAGCUGGCGAAAAAAUUGGCAAAGCCACCACGGCUAGGGUAUGUAAAGAAAGAAAACUGAGUAUAAAUGUAAACGAAGCCGGUGGUAAUCCACAGGACCCCAAUACUGAUAAACUUCUUGAAAUAACCAUCGGAGAAGCUAAGAAAAAUGAACGAAAUGAGUGGAUGUCUACUGUAGCAUCAAGAGGAAAGAAUUCCAUCCACGUUUCAGUGAGAAAAGCUCAAGCGGAUGAGCUGCCUGAUGCGGAUUAUGACUACACUGAUCCGUCCCCUUUCCUUGAUCGCUUGGUGCCGAUUCCAAAAUGGAUUCAGGACUGUAAUGAUUACGAGUUUAGGUACAUAGGACAAACAUCCGAAUCCGGUGAAACGGACGAAGACGAAGAUCCAGAAAAAAAGGAAGAAUCCAGUGGUCGUAAACCUGACGCUGAAAAUAUCGAUAAUAUGCUUGGUGACGAGGACACAACAUACAGGCCUGACGACCCCUCGCUGUAUGACUCUACAUCGUUUGGAGAAAGUCUCAAGGAGAGUUUGAAAGAGCAAGCCAAACUGUUUGCGGAGAUGUUCAAACAAGCUCUCUUUGGCAACAAUCCAAAGAUCCCAAAUAUCUUAGAAAUAGUCGAUGUAAACAGCAAAACGGUGGAUUGGAUCAUAGAAAAGCUCAACUCAACAUCUGAAAUUGGAAAGAAAUUUAUCGAUAUUUUAACGAAAUUAGCGUGUACGAUGAAAGCGGAACCUUCAGACUCACCUGCGACCUUAACACCAAAUUUGGCUAUUAACUUUCUCAAACUGCACAAUUUGAAAUUCAACUUUGGUGGAUUCGACUUUUCCGGCGGAUUAAACUUUGGCGGAAGUGGGGAUGAUGACAACAGCGGCGGAUUUAAGUUCGGCCCCUUGAAAUUCGGCGAUCCCGGUCAGCUGUCUCUCUCCAUGGCGGAACUACCCAGCAAAAUUUGUCCCAUGUUUAAAGAUGCAAUAGCCAAAGGGUUCGGUCACAUUUGCUACGUGCACGAGAACUGCCUUGGAUUGUCGUGCAACAUUCCAGUCCCUCUUGGACCAACGUCAAAAGUUUUGCACGCCUCUGUAGCACUAGUGCCGUCUGAGCUGAAGAUAGAAAUAAGCGUCAGAUUUGGGCAAGACAUUGGCAAGAAUUACACAAUCCAACCGAACGGUGAAGAUCAGCAUAUGGAGGUGGCGAAUUUAUUACUUUUUAAAGUACUUUUCAUUGUAAACGCAAAAGUUGAAGGGACAUCUGUAACACUUACAGCUGAGUUACAAGUGUGCAAUGAUUUAUUCAUGUCAUGUUCGCCUCCGAUUGAAUUGUUCCACAACAUCAAAUUGAUACCAAACGCCGUUCGACAUAAACGCGCGACAGGUUCGUGCACAGACGUCAGUAUCCGACAGACACCGAUUACGACGUUCAUGAUGCAACUGAGCGAAUUCUACUUGCUGAACAAAGAUGUGACAGCGACACUGGAAAAUGUGCGACAACUAGUUGUUGAUCAGCUGCUGAAAGAAAUGAUUGACAAGUUCAUGGAAGCAUUGACGGAGUUUCCAAAUAAGGUUGACUUCUGUGUUAGUGCCAAUCUUCCCGUUCCCCCGGUUGAUAUCGAAUUCUUCGACAUCCGCCAACACUUUAUGGUUGGGCCAGUACCUUUGUCACUAGGGUUCGGUGCUGGUGGUUCCGUUGGUCUUAGCGUGAAAGUAGGACUGUGCGUAGUGAGCAUGACCACACAGCUAACACUAACCCCCUGGGUUGGAGGCAAGGUGUGGGGUGAUGCCGCUAUCGAUAUAGGCUUCGCAAGAGGCGGAAUUAAAUUGGUUGGCUAUCUACUGGAAACCAGAUUUCCUAUGACAACUGAACUGGUGUUCUCUAAAUAUCCUAUAGAUGUGGGGGCUAAGAUGGACCUAAUCCUUACACCGUUGCGACUUGAACUGAAGGCGUUUGCAGAACUGUUCCUAUUGUUUACAACUGUCACAGUCUUCGAAGGAACAAUAUGGAAAUACCAAGUGCCCACCAUUCACAAGAACAUUUUCACGAUUACAAAGAGAGACGACGAUCCAUCGCCACCUAACGUAUUGCCAACCACGAUCAACGAGAGACGUCGCCGUUCAGGUCCCGAAGGCUGUAUUGUUAACCAAGUGUAUAACCGUCCCUACUAUGACUGCGCCUUUACACUGGAAAUGUUCGCCCAAGACGAAGUAUCGGAGGUGAAACUCACCUACGCAAUUGGAACACAUAAAGGAGGAACCAACGUUCAAGCCUGGACAGAAAUGGGUGGCAAUACCCUUCUAGUUCCCGCCAAAUUACCAGGUGGUAUACCUCUGCAUUGGACUGUAAGCGCAACUAAUACGCAAGGACUGUCGUCCACUGUGCAGUGCUCUCUGAAUACAUACGACAGCACAUUGCCAGACGGCAGAGUGGAGCACCCAUAUAAGUUUUCAUCACAUCCUUCAAAACUAGUUGCGUUUAUCAUCGUCGCUGAAGACAGUCCCCUGAAAGAGAUGCAUUACAAGGCUGUUGGAUUCAGCCCAGGUCAAUACGGCAACCAGUUUGUUGGAUGGGAAGAAACACGACUUGACCACUCUCCACUUAGACAAGGUGUAACCGGAGCAUUGCAGCACUUCACGACCCCGAUGGAUGGCAAGCUGAUAGCCAACGUCCUAAAAACAGCGAAGCCAUUAAGAUCCCCGGAUCUAUGCGCAGAAGAAUGCAUGAAUCACGGGUCCAACUGCGUGUCAUUUAGCUAUGAAUAUCACUCGGAGACAUGUGAUUUGCACGAUCAGGUGGCCGGUGCAAAUGCAUAUUUGCGCAUUAGCGGAACAUACAAAAACUAUGAACGAUUGGGUAUCGGUUAUCACACCUCUGUGGAAUAUGACAAUUUACCACUUACUCAAGGUACUCAGUAUUUCAUCAACGCAAAAGUAACUAACGUCCUGGGGUACGUUGAGCAUUUAACAGGCGAAGGCACAAUGGUGGACUUCACACCUCCAGAACCAGGAUUGAUAAUAAACAAUCAGGCUGACUUCCUUCGUGCUGACCAAUGCAAUGCUUCUGUUUCACAAAGAUGCAUUGAAGUAACAGGUCAAGAAAACCAUAGGAUAAUCAUCGAUGGUCCAGGCUCUGGAACCGUCUUCAAUGGUCACCAGCCAGUUCAAGACGAGCUGUACACGUUAACGAACCACUAUGUUUCCGCCAACUGGAAAGGUUUUCACGACGACGAGAGCGGUAUAUAUGCGUACACUUGGGCUGUCGGAAAGGGUGUCUGCAGCUCGGAUGUUGUCCCUUUUACAAAUCCGUACGCCCAUUUGACGAAUCCGAAAUUCUGGACCGACUCCGCUUUUCAAAAAGGCAUCCACCUGCCUGACGGUCCGUAUUUUGUCACGGUGCAGGCAUUAAAUGGAGCAGAAUUAGGCGGUUCAUUGGUGACUACGGUUUGUCAUUCCACUCCGUUCAUCGUAGACACUUCGCCGCCGGUGUUUCACAAAGUAACGGACAUCAUUUAUGAUGAAGACUUUGACCUCAUCGCGAUAUAUUACAAUGCUACCGACGACUUGAGUAAAAUUGCCCAUGCAGAAUUCGGCUUGGGCAAAACUAAGUAUGAUGUACAACUGAAGGCGUAUGGAUUACACGCGCCUAUGGAACGCGAGGAUCCGUUUGUAGCUGUGAAAGAUCUGGGUCUUCAAGAAGGAAUUCCGGCGUGGAUUCGUAUCCGCGUCACAAACAAUGUGGAUCUGUUUACUGCGGGUCACGGGGAUGAGCCGAUACUAAUCGACAGAUCUCCGCCGAUACCGGGGGCCGUUAUGGACGGAAACAGGCUACGAAGAGACAGGCAGUUCCAGGCGGACGACCAUAAGAUAUGCGCGCAGUGGAUAGAUUUCUUUGACCCUGAAUCUGGCAUCGACAGAUUUUUGUGGGGUGUCGGGACUGCGCCUCAACUGGACGAUAUUGUCAAAUUCCACAACCUGACCCGCUAUGAGAAAUCCAGCUGCGUCCCAGCAACUUUGAAGCACAACAGCACUUACUUCUCGACUGUUCUUGCCUUCAACAGCGCGUUGAAUUCCAAGCCAUGCAACAGCUCUUCGGAUGGAGUUCUUGUCGACACUACACCUCCUAUAGUUGGGAUUGUGCUUGACGGAAUACGGAAUGCAACUGAAUUGAAAUACACAUCAGAAACCGUGUCCAAGCACGCAAACUGGCGGGAUUAUUACGACCCCGAGAGUGGAAUAGCGAACUACAAAGUUGAUGUCUAUAUAAACAACGAAAAGAAAAAGACUUUUGAAACCGGGACGUUGAGUGAGUUCGAAGAUCACACAAUUUCUAUGGAGCAUAAAGACGAGGUUUACUUCGAGGUUCACGGAGUAAAUGGUGCUGAAUUAGAAGCAGCAGCCAGAUCCGAUGGCUUUAUAGUGGACCAUACUCCUCCAAUUAUGACUGAAAUAUCUGACAAUACGGAUGGAAACAGAUACCAAGCGGACAAAUCGAACUUAAGCCUUAAGUGGAAUUUCUUUGACAGCGAAUCCGGCAUAGGAAAGUAUAGAACGGUGAUAUACGAAAGCCGCCACGGUAUCAAGCAGAAACACUGGCCUGCGAGUGAACGAUAUAAUGAAACGAAACCUAUGAAUUCGUUCAAUGGUAAAAUGGACAGCACACUCGGUAAUUUAAAUAUGGAGGAUGGAGUGACAUAUUCUCUGCACGUGACAGCAUUCGAUGGAGCUCUGUUAUCCACAGCGCAUGAAAGCACAGGAAUUAUGAUUGAUACAACACCACCGAGUAUACCUAAGGUAAAGGUUGGACUGCCAACAGAAGACGAGGAAGUGGAUCAAGACAACAAAGUGCUACACAAUGAUCAGUAUGGUAUUCGACUCAGUUGGUCUUCUAGGGAUUCUGAGAGUGGAAUCUCAAAAUAUGAGGUCGCCAUAGGCACAUGGGACAACCAAGAGAAGAUUCUUCCGUUCACGGAUUACGGCACGGACACUACCGCGUAUAUUUCUAAUAUUUUCCUGGAACCAUACACUACCGCUAGCACAUUGUAUGUCGUUACCGUAAAGGCAUCUAAUGGGGCAGAACUGAUUUCAGAUAUGGGUUUUUCUAAAGAUAUAUACGUACAAAAGGCGAAUAUCCCAGGUGUUGUCUUUGACGGCAGGAGCCUUUUUGAAGAUGAAUCUUUUACAACAGAUCACACUUCAAUCGCAGCCUCGUUCUACGGGUUUGAGAGUGAAAGUUGUGACAUAAUUAACUAUGACUGGGCAAUCGGAACGACAGAGUUUGGAACCGACAUUCUUACAUACACGAACUAUGGUCUUGUCAUGUUGAAUGAUACACACGGACAAUGUCAAAUCCAUACAGAGUUGUUUGAGGACGUCACUUAUUACAUAACAGUUCGCGCAGUGACAGGGUGCCACGAGGAAUAUAUCGUCUCCUCAUCAGAUGGAAUCACACUUGACAGAGUUGCUCCGAAAGCUAUAUUCAAAGUUGAAGCCUCGAAUGAUACGACUGUUUACAUUCAGGAUAAUGUUAUAUAUCAGUCAGUAACAGAUUCCAUAGCUAUCGUAGGCAAUGUUUCUGAUAAUCAUGAAAUUCAAUCUUUAGAAUGGGGACUUGGGUCGCUUCCUAGUUUAGCGAAUAUUAAACAAUUCACUCAUGAUUUGACAUCGUUGACUAGCGUCGCAUCCUUAGUUCCCGGUGAAGCGGUCUUCGUGACAUUAAACGCAGUUGAUAAGGCCGGUAACCACGAACUUGAGUCAUCAUUCGCUGUGAUUGCAGAUACAACUGCCCCUGAAAUGAUUGAUCUUGAAUGUACGCAAUUUAUAUCCGUGCGAAAAAGUAUCGUUACCUGCAGCUGGUCGACAAUUGUUGAAAACGAAAGCAUUUUAAAAGCAACCACAAUAUCAAUGGGAUCCACACAAACUGAUUUCGACAUUUUAGACAGUUUUGAUGUUCACAGAGACACCUACAGCUUCACCCGAGACCUAUAUAACCAUAUCAGUCAGUUUAGAAACACCACAGUCAUGUUUAUUACCGUAACCGUUUCGAAUGUUGUCGGACAUAAAACUAUUUAUGGAAGAGAAGUCAUUGUAGACAGAACAGCCCCAUUAGCCGAUCGUCUUGAUGUUUUGACAAGUACUUCACAAGGAACACCAGUUGAACGCCAUCAGAAAUGUCAAUUACCAAGAGGAUAUGUUGAAGUGAAGUUGAUAAACGUUGUUGAUGAGGAGGCACCCAUUGACGUAAAUAGGUAUGAGAUCGCUCUUGGAAGCAAACCUUUGGGAACUGACUAUUUAGAAUAUCACCCAGUCAUUGCUAAAAGCGAUGGAAUAUUCUUUGUGAAUGGCUUUAGACUGAAUCAAGGUGAUUUGUUUUAUGUCACAAUGAGAAUUUACAACAAAGCCGGCUUAAGUAGUGAAUUUUCUUCGGAUAGCGUCGUUGUCAGUCAGACACCGUUCUUAGAAGUCAAAGACGGAACCGGCGAACAAGAUAUAGACUUUCAGUCGACUCCCAACCUCAUUCAAGGCUCUUGGAAAUAUUCGGACGCAUGUCCUAUUGGAGAGGCGAAAUGGAAAAUAGAAAGUCUUGCCGGAAACAUAUUGUUUGAUUACCAGCCCAUUCCGAAUGCCGGACAAACGUUUUAUAACGAUGAGGUUCAACUUGAAAACGGAAUGAAAUAUAUUGUAACGGUUCAAACCAUUGACUUCCUCGGUCGCGUUAAAACAGCCAGAUCAGAUGGUGUAACGGUUCGUAUCCAGCCGCCUUUCCCGGGUUUAGUAAGAGAUGGGAUUGAUAAGGACCUCACGUAUCAGUUCAGUACAACUGAACUUUCGGCCAACUGGGAUAACUUCGGAGAUAAGUCUAGCGAUCCGACCCAGUCAAUUCAUCACUAUGAAGUCGCAAUUGGAAACGACCGAAGAUACGAGAAAACGAGAUCAAACGUGCAUUACUUUGUAGAUGUUGGACUCAACAAUUCGUACACAUUUUCACAUUUAAAUCUGACAUCGAAGCUGGUUCGGUAUUAUGUAACUGUUAGGGCAUACAGCAUGGCUGGUGGCUUUACAGAAGGCUAUUCGAAUGGUAUUCGAGUUGGAUUUAACGAUGACAUAAUUCCAGGAUCCGUUUCCGUAAAUAAGUAUCAGUUCUCUGUUGAUUCGAUGGCAAUAUCAUGGAACGGUUUUCAAUCGGAUAUCGACAUUAUUGAUUACAAGGUUGCCAUUAGCAGUCAUGAAGAUAUCAUUACCAACGACACUGUUGUUUGCAACAUAAUUACAGCCAACAAAACCAUGUACGAUAUUUCCCCAUUGCGAAGCGUUGGCCUGGACGAGUAUAGUAAGCUAUUGGGACUUACACUUUUUCACAACAGUAAAUACUAUGUGACGGUUGUGGCUGAAGACGAAGCUGGUAUGUGCACAGGGAUCACGAGUGAUUGGGUCCUGGUCGAUACAACACCUCCAGAGUUCGGUAAGCUUUACAUCAACGACAUAGAAAGUUCGACUGUAAUAUAUGUGCGAAAGCCAUCUGAGAUGCAAAUAGAGUGGGAAAUGCAUGACCAUGAAUCAGGAAUAAAUAAUGUUCUUGUUCAACUAUUUGAAUGUAGUUCUUGCAUGUCUAAGGGAGUUACAAGUGAAAAAUGUUACUUGAUUGAUAAAAAUAGUGUGAAGAAUGAUACAAAGACGGCGUUUUAUGAGCUUCAAAUGAACCCACAAAAAGCAUAUUACGUCACAGUGGAGGUAACAAACGAGGCGAAUCUAGUGACUCGAGUACAAAGUCUGUCAAUUUUAGUCGAUACAACACCACCUUUGAUCGGCGAGUUAAAAAUAUCGGAUGACUGGCAUGAUGUUGAAACAUUUCAACAUUCGACAAACAGGCUUUCAGGGAUGCUGCCAAUCGCUUUAACAGCAACAGACUAUCUGUGCCCAAGCCAUAUACUGUAUUUCCCUGUAAGUAGCGACAUUAGUAGAAUGAAACAAAUUAUGGAUAAGUUUGACGACGAGUUUCUUGUUGUUAAUAACACGGGUGCAUAUCUUGGAAUCGGCUAUAAUUCCGAUUUAACAGACAUCACGAAGUCAGGGGUGAUAUCAGAAUCAAUGAAUCUACAAAAUGGUAAUUAUUCUUUUAAUGUACGAGUAGCGAAAGGAUACCAAACUAUCACAACCGUGGCUAUAGUAACAGACCAAAUUGUUAUCCCGUUUGUCAUCGAUAAAAAACCAGAAGAGGCGGAAUUUGACUACAGUAAAUUUGAAAAUGUCACUGGUUUAGAAGCAGGCAACUCAACGCAAGAUGAUUAUACAAACAUAACAACUACGACUGCUGUGCCAAACGUAUCUUCAAUGCCAAACAAUUCUACUAACGGUUCAAAAUCUGAUCUAGAAAACCAAGAGUACGGAAUAGGAGUUCAUUUAUUGGGGUAUAAGAUUGGAAAUAAUAAGUAUUAUCAUCACGUAUUUUGGGCCAAGAGCAAAUACACUUCCUCUCUGAGGUGGUUUAAGACUGACAAAGAUCUAAAUUCAGAACAAAGCUUCAUAUUAAAGGUCGCAAAGAAAUCUGAAUAUCUUGAUGACACAGUUGAUGUCACCUUAAUUGUUGGAGGAGAAGAAGUGGUGUCUAUUUCUGGUUUCAAGUUUUCGGGGGCCGUUAAGCUUGCUGCGUUAACAUGGAACGAAGAAAACUAUAAACCUCCGUUAGAAGACAUCUACAAGCCAUUUUACGCAGACGCAGUAUUGAGCUCAAUAUAUGUCCCUGAUAUGCAGGAUAAACUUUGUCGGCACGGACGCGGUUUCUUUGAUGGUGAAAGCGGCAUCAAGGAAUUAUGGAUUGGAGCUUCUGAUAACAAUGUCUUGCCAGGCAAUAUCCGUGCAUUGGAAUUGUAUAAAACCUUCUGCUUUCCUUGCUUAAAACCAUGUGACACUCUGUGCAACGAGACGUGUACUGCGGAAAAAUUGCUGGAUGGAUUCAACAUGAUUAACAUUGAUCUUACAAAUGUCCACCUUGAAUCAUCUGAAAACUCGACAGAAUGUGCCAAUAUCACAAGUGAUAAAAAAUGUAACAGUACUGCGUAUUACCUAAACGCAAAACUAGUUAAUUUCGCAGGUGAAGAAACACUUGUAUUUUCAAAUGGAAUCCAAAUCGAUAUAUCGCCACCUUAUUGUGAAUAUGUAAAAUGCACAUCUCCGGAAUACAGUGAAGAUCAGCCAACCAAUUUUACGGGCUCCAGCUCUACUAUUGGUGCUUACUGGAACUGCACGGAAAGGACAAGCCAGAUCGUUAAAUUUACUGUCCAGAUCAUAAACAAGGAGAGCGGCGCAGUCGUUAUGGAUAAUGUGGACGUCGGAUUAAAGAGCAAGGCGACAUUCAAUCUGAAUAAUGGUACCUUUCAACACGAGAAACAUUACGACGUGAGAGUAUAUGCUUUGAACAGCGCAGGGUUGACGUCUAUUGCUUCUUGUUCAGUGCAAGUGAUACUUUUCCCGCCAGACGUUUCCAAGGUCAUUUCUGGUCCUUUGUAUACCAAUCGAACAAAUACAGCAGAUGACCAGGAACCUUACUGGACCGAAUCGCAGUCACAGAUCGGUAUUCAGUGGCAAGGUGGAACCUCUGAUAUUGAAUUCUAUGAAUGGCGUGUCGGCACUCAAUCUGACGGGGACGAUCUUUUCCCGCCAUCGAAAGUGGGGGUCAACACAACAGGGUCCUCCGCUAUCGUCCAUGGAAAGGUUCACUAUAACGAUAAAUAUAUCAACCGAACAGUAUCUGAAUACAGAGAUAUACUGAACAUGUCGACUGAAGAACGCAAUAACUUAACGUCUGCAAGCGAGGCGGAGAAAUCGUUCUAUCAGAUAGAACCAGGUCGUUGCGUGCACCAGUCUCUGUACGCGAUAGGCUUGUCGCAUUUGAAAAGUAACAUAAAAAAGGAGACAGUGUGUAUCAAGCGUGCGGGAGAUGUAAAUCUUAAGACGAAAGUGGGUUCCUCCACGCUGCGGGCUGUGCGACCUGUCGGAUCGGUCAACUGGAUGGAAACAAAUGACGCAGUCGCCGCAGACAUAGUCGUCGAAUCUGAAUUGACCACGGGCGGCAUAACGUUGGGAACACUGACGAAGCAGGACAUACAGGAAACAUACGGCAGCGCCGCCACGGCCGAGUAUAAGCCGUUCAUUUCCAACGUUGAAACAACGCAGAGAAAAACAUCCAGGCUAUUGCGAAAUAGGAUACAUCACCUCUGUGACGUCAAUUUCUUCCUCUCCCCGGCACCACGUGCUGAAGCCUCACGUGUCACCAUCCACGUGACAGUUAGGCCUGGAUGUGAGAAGGAUCCUGUGUAUCAACCCGCUUUAGUCUUCUGGGACACCGAGAAAGAGGUCUGGGUGCACAUUGACGAAGGGUGUAAUGAAAUAUUGUCUGCAAAUUUCUCCAGUGCAGUCUAUUCAUCAAUGAUAUGCCCAGAGUUCAACAGCGCAGUGAGAAAAAAGAGAGACGCCUCAAUCGAACUAGAAUCACCCAUGCAUUACAGUUUGGUGAAAAUCGGAAAAACGUUUAUCAAUUACCCCCCGAAAAUUGUUUCGAAGACCUUGGAUAUUACGGAAGACGUUAUUGCUGACCUUACUAUAGAAACUGAGGAUCCAGAGGAUGACACCUUGGUUUACAAUAUCGUUGAUGAGCCAGAAAACCUCCAGUGUAACAUCACCUCCGACGGUAAUCUCCGGUGUAAGGCGAUUGAAGACGAUUUCUACGGCGAAGAUGACGUCACUGUUGAGGUCACUGAGACAGAUUUGCCAGCGUUUGAACAACCAAUGUCGAAUACAAAACAAUUAAAACUUGUCAUUCACGGAACUCCUGAUAAAACUGAGCGAUUCUUUUUUGAUUCCAAUGAUACCUUUUACGCCGAGAAACGGCCCUCUUUUCGGCACACCAUUUUAGUGAACGCUAACAGGUCUUCCACCCACUACGCCGGACGAAUUGUUCUCGCAGAUGUCGACGGGGGCGAGAUAUUUUCCCCAUUUCCAAGAUUUAGUGCUCUCGGGGACGCCGUUUUCUCUCUGAAGAGGUUAACUAACACAUCGGAUAUCCCGCUGGUCAAUUACACGACUAGGCGCUAUAGAAGCGUCGAAGCUUAUGACGUUGAGUUUGAAUACUCUCCAGACCUACAGGGUAACAUGACGCUGGAUUUCAUCGCCCGGAACGCUGAUGACAGCUACACGCCUGGUGUCACUAUCGAUGUAUAUGUGAUGGAGAACCCCUGCAUUCAUGGUCAAUGCCACCAUCCCAUUCUGGGAUAUGACGCAUGUGAAGAUCCGGCCAGAUCGCGGUCAUUCAGUGGCUUUGAGUGCGUCUGUGAACCUGGCUAUAUCGGCGACUGGUGUCAGAUAGAAAUCGACGAGUGUCAGUCGAGCCCAUGUUCCAGUAUGUACGACUGCGAGGACCUGGUCAAUGGCUACCAGUGCAACAUCAACAUCCCCAAACUGCUGGCUGUCAUCGUCUGUCCUCUCAUUGCCCUCAUUGUCCUCGUGUACGUUCUCAGGAGAGUUAUUGUGAAGCUGCGAUACAUCAAGUUGUCUAGAAGCAGGGUCGGUUUAAUGGAGGACAGCGGGCGGCAAAUCGGCGACAACCGCCCGGCCACCUCGUCCGGCAUCCAUGUGGACGACAAAGAUGACGUCAGCUCGGAGGACGAUGAUGUCAAGUUCUGGCAACACAAUCCCACCUAUGAUGACAUGUCGCCAUUUACAGCAAACCCAUUGUUUUUACCUGCUGGCAAAGCUCCACCGCCACACCAUGCUAACUUCGCCACCUUCAAAGGCGUACAGGAGAAGCCGAAACCGUUCUCGCAGAUGGAGCUGAAUGAUUUUAACGUUGAACGAAUGAGGCCGAUUCAGCCACGUCAAAGUGACGUUCCCAACCGCAGGUUUGACGUCACGAUGCUAGCGGAGCCAUCUGAGACGUCAGUGUCGACGUCACGACCCUCAAGCGUCACCUCUGUGGGGCAGAUCCCUAAGCCGGGCCCCAAAGUGACCAUCCCUCUGCACCGGCCUGACGAGUUUGACAACAUGAUUGAACAGAUGAAGAAAAACGCAGGCCUGACGGAUGUGCAGACGUAACUGGAACAAGCAUCUAGGCAGUUUCUGAAUUGUGGCGUGAAAGCGAAAGAUGAACUUUAAAAUAUUUUUUUAAGAUGUAAUAUGAAAUAUAAUAUUAACGAAAUUUGCAUAAGCAUGGGCGGUUUAUGGCUAUUGGCAUGAAUAAACAAAAUUGUAAAUUAACAAUAAUUUUACACAUGAUUUAUUUAAGAAUGUUUGGUCAUUGAUUGUUAACAUAAGUGUAAAGUUGUACAAUCAAACAUGUGUAAUAAAAAUGAUUUAAUUUAUAUUAAAUUUUAAUAAUUUAUUUAGCUGAUAGACAUAGAUCAGACAACAAACCGUUGACUAAUGUCAAAUUAUUUUAUACAUUAAAUGUGUUUGUGUGUGUUGUGUUAUUACACACACUAACAGUAUGAGAAAUAAAUGUUUUAUAUUAACCAAGUGCUUUUAAAUUGUUUUUAGCUUUUUAUGUUUGUAAGCAAUAAAAGCGAGUUUUUCAAUGAGAUAAAUGCACAUUAAAAUGACACCGAAAACUAAAGAGUUCCGCAAUAACACCAUUAUAACUGGAUCGGUUACAGCAAUUUAUGGAAGUUAUUUGUUAUGGAUGUUAUUGUGAAUAUUAUUACCCAACAGUAGCCGAAUUAGCUUUUGUAUUGUUAGAGUAAUACUUUUGUUAAAAAAAUGUAAACCUUUCAAAUGCAAAUGCUGUCAUUUUUUUCUCUUGGUGAAAUGCGUUGAUUUUCAUUUUCGGAAACAGAAUUGGAGACAAAGAGUUUAUUUGAGUAGUAAAUAUGUUUGUGUAUUCCAAUUUUAGCAAAAAGUAAUGUUCGAAGUUUACUGUUAAUCCAUCGUACAUCUAAACGUCAUAAUAAGUUUUGGAUAAAAUCUUGUGUGACGCAUGUGUUUCUUUUAGGCUUUUACUAGUGCAAUUCCAUCUGCGUGUGUAUGCAUCUUACUAAAUAUGUAUUUAAACUUCCUUUCUUUUCUAAUGCUAUUUGUAAUUCUUUAUACCAGACAUACAGCAUCAAUUGUUUAAAACAACUUUUUAUAAUUAUGCUAAUUUUUUAUUCGACGUUUUUGCAAAAUAAAUGACAGUUUUUCGAAUAAAGAAAAUUGUGGAAUAUAUAAUAUUGAAAUUUAAUUAUGUAAAUUUUCCUUUUAUUUAUAAAACUUUAUAAUUUUCGAUUCAAGUGCGCCAACAAUAUUCUUUGCAUUUUAUUCAUUAUGCACCUGUGUUGAAAUUAAUAAUGAAUAAAUAAUUCAUAUGAUAAUAUACACGCCGGGUAUGCGAAUACUUCGUUGACGGAUGGCACUUCACUAACAGAGAACAACAAAAGCCACGCGCGAGAGUAGACUUCUUCAGCUUUUUUGUAUGUAUGUUCUGUUUAUUUGGUUUUUAGACACAGAACAAUGUUUGGGUGAUUAAUGGUAUAGCACUUCGUAUUGCGAAGAAAGAAAUUCGCGAAAAAACGGUGAAUUAUUAAAAAAACGAUAAAAUUCCAUCGAUAAUCAGCAUGAAUUGAAUGAUCAGUACAUAUUUUAACAAAAUAAAGAUACUUGGAAAUAAUUAAGAACGUGCUUACUAUUCGAAAUUAAAAGAUCAAUAUAUCCAGUAAUGUUACAACAUGUCACAUUUUAGUUUACUAAUGUAUUUGAGAAAAUUCAAAUGUUUUAAGAGUCGCAUGCACAUUUUUCAUCUGCACUUCGUUUACCGAUCAUCUAAAAAACAAUGGCACUUCGUUUCCCGACAUCUAGACACUUUUUUCCAGAUAUAACACACUCGUUUUUUGUGAAUCAAAAAUGCAGAAUUCGCUGUGGAAUACUGUUAAAGUAAGCAGGCAAUAAAUAAAAAUGUAUGUACUUAGUACGCAAAAAAAACGAAUUACCGAAGCAUGUUCUUAUCCCUUUGAACUAUGAUUAUGAUUUGGUAUAAAUGUGAAAGAUAAAUGUUAAACAAAUUGGAUAAGUCUAAUGAGUAAAAUCUAUAUUACCAUAUAUUUUAAAUUACGUUCUAAACGGUUGAUCUAAAGCAUUUAUCUUUAUGUCCAAAUGAAGGUACUAAGGUUAUUCACUUAUAUAUUAGAUAGCAUGUCAUGAAUAAUCACUCUGCUUAAACUGCCUCUCAGAGAUUAAGAUCAGCAGCGAUGCAGGUCCGAAAUUCUAUAGGAACUUUUUGGCUCAAUGCCAGAAAACGAAAAUAGCAAAAAAAAGAACGGGCGGGGUCGAUUUAAUCACACGACAGUGGUGUAAAAAGUUAUGCAUAUCCGUCUUUGUUUUUAAUAUAAACACAACACAUGCUGCAUAUGAAGUUGCAUAUAAGUGACACAAUUAUUUAUUACAGGAUGAGUGAGACGGAGCUUAUGAAUGCCGCCGACGGUUCGUUGUUGGACAUUAGUUUAGAAGAAGAAUUGUGUACCAGCGAUUUCAUUUUACCCGUGUGUCUUUAAACUCAACCAAUACAUUGAUUUAGGGUCAGGUAAAUCGCACUUCGAGCAAACGUUAGCGUUGCGUAAAGGGAAGUGCUCCCUAUAAGCAGGGCUCAAAAUUAUGGGAGUUUUACCAUUCUCUUUUUAGUUUUGUUGCUACGCAUAAGUAUCGUCUUGAUGAUGCGAUUCAAAUAAGCACAACCGACAUAGGAUUUUAUGAAAAACAAAUGUGUAUUUGCCUCAUAAAGACCCCUUCACUACCGUUAUCUAGAGCCCUGCUACAAGUAAAAAUUAAACACGAUUGUGUUGAUCCGCAUUAUCCGUUGUAUUUUCAUUUCUCUGAAUCUCAAGUUACCAAUAAAAAACAAGUUCAUUAUGUACACAAUUAUUUAAUAAUAAAUAUUAUCUUAUUUGAAAAUUGCAAUUAUAAUAAACAUAGUAUAAAUUAAUAGUAAUGUGACUUUUGAAAAAUAUAUUUUCAAACUGUUUCGUAUGAAUAGCCAUAAUAUAAAUAAAUGCAUUUAAGGUAAAAGAUAAAACUCAGUUAUUAGAGUGCCCGCUUUUUUUAAAGUCUCCGUAAUCUGAAAUGUCCUUUAUCGGUAAACAAAGUGCCUGCAACUUUAUGUAUGCCACCUAUUACAACAUGCACUAUCUUUGUUUAUAUUUUAGUGAAUACUAUCAAAAUUUCAGUAUUUGAAGCACAGUGAUUACUCUACAUGCUGGAAUAGCAAACAAUUUUUUGCAAUAAUUCUAAGUAAUUUUAUUUUGUUAAAAUGUUUACUGUUUAUCCAGUUUAUGCUGUUUUCCGAUCGAAUUAUCUAUUUUUUGGGCAACACUGUACCAUUCUUCCGUGAAAUUGUGUAUUCCCAAUACAAAAGGAUACACCAUUUAUCAACUCGACCAUCUGUCUUGCCUUAAAAACUAAUCUUUAGGGUAUAACUUUAAAUAAAACAGAGGAACUUACCUCUCGCGCGUGGCGUUUGUUGUUCUCUGUUAGUGAAGUGCCAUCCGUCUACGAAGUAUUCGCAUACCCGGCGUGAUAUAUAUGUAUUGUUAAAGCAUAAUUGAAUUCUACUUAAGUUGCUUUAUCUUGCUUUCAAUAAAUUCUAUGAAAAAACA